This is a messenger RNA of Lodderomyces orthopsilosis Co 90-125, 2280 nucleotides long. Its product is annotated as RNA-processing protein. NCBI's taxonomy places the organism in Eukaryota, Fungi, Ascomycota, Pichiomycetes, Serinales, Debaryomycetaceae. The transcript has a single exon. The record is from RefSeq and is a predicted model, not a curated record. Gene Ontology annotation, cellular component: mRNA cleavage and polyadenylation specificity factor complex. The coding region runs from base 1 to 2280 and encodes 759 amino acids.
AUGUCAGUAAACCCUGCAACGACAGAGUUGAUUAUACGUCAACUAAAUCAAGCCAAACAAUUGGGAAUCACACAACCAGAAACCUUUGUCCGGGUUUAUAAACAAAUAUUACCAAUCAUAAAUAAUAACCAAUCAUAUGCUAUUAAACAUUGGGGGAUUGAACUCAUUUAUGAGACUUUUAUUAAAGACGUUUAUCAAAUACGGAAUGUUGAUAAAGUAGAUCUUGCUAUUGAUUCUCUUGAUACGUUAACUAUUCUUAUGAAUAUACCUAUAACUAUCCAACAGCAACAGCAGCAGAAACAGCAGCAGCAAGAGGGCCAAGCAAGGGAAGGACAUGAUGUGGAGACCUUUGGCCAGUUGAUUGAUAUUUCUUUGAUUGUUUACAAGUUGGUAUUCAAGUAUAUUAGCGAAAAUGAAGGAUGUAAUUCACUUUGGAGUAAAUUGACGGAAUUGAAGAAUUCGUUAGUUAACAAAUUCCAAUCCAAUUAUCCCUUGAGUUCAUCAGAUAAUAGUGAAUAUGAUUUGAUGAGAAAUAUCACUACAAAACUUGAAUUACUCAAAUUUUUAAUGACAGUGAUUGAUUAUCAAUCGAGAACUUCCGUUAUUGGUGAACCUAUUUCAAAAGUUGGAUUUUCAUUGAAUGAUGUGCCUCCUAAUCAUUCAUUGAUUAAAUAUGAAAAUAUGGAAUAUGAGUCAAGUACGUUGUUUACAACCUUAGUUUUGAAGGUGUUCUAUUUGGAUAUUAUAAUACCUCCACUAGUCACCGCCACUUUGAACCAUUGCAUUAUCAUCUUGAAGAAAAAGCCCCAAUUAGCGUUACAUUUACUUAAAGCGGUAGAGCAAUACGAUAGUAACAAGAAGAAACAAUCCAAUUACCAAUCAGUAGACCAAUUUAAAUUGGCCAGAAAAUAUGUUGAUAGAAAUAUUAGAAUAUUCCUCAGCUACGCAAAGAGGAACUCAUUGAUUCCUCCAAAUAUGAGAGCAUCACUCGAUGAUCAAAUCAAUGCUUUAACAGAAAGAGGUGUUGAUUUGAGAAGAAAACAUAUCUUUUCUAUUGAAGAUAACAAUAUUAAAAAAAGACCAUUUGAAGGGUUUCAUAAUCCAUCGAAAAAAUUGAAAAUUAUGGAUUAUAAACAUUUAUACACUCUAAAUGAUCCUAAUGAUAAAUUGAAUGGUUUUGACUUUAGUACAGUUCCACCACAAACUUGUGCUAGAGUAGUUGUCAAUGCAUUACAAAAAGCAUCUGUUUCAAGAUUGACAAAAGCUUUGGAGAUUGUGAGUGAACGAUACAAGGAUGCUCUAACCCAAGCGACGAUUGAGGUAAAACAAGAAAAGAUUGAUCCACUGUUUGCCAAUGGGGCUAAUGCCGCAGUUAUUACCGUAAAGAAGGAGUCCACCAAUGAGUAUGAUAAUGAUUAUGAAGAUGACGAUGACGAAGAUGAUUAUGAUGAUGAAGAAAGAGAGGACCCUUCAUUUUCUCUAGCACCACCAAAGGAAUUGUCAUUUAAUGACAAAAAGACCCACAUCUCUAUAAUCAUUGAUAAUUUCUUCAAGCUUGCAAAAAUCAACAACAUUGAUGCAAAUACAAGUAACGGAAUGAAAAAACCAGAGAUCAAACUCGAACAGUCCGAUGACUCUAUCAAUAAAGAUUUAACUGAUGUUGCUAUUAAGUCAUUUAAUAAAGAUACAUGGGUGUUACUAUUAACUAGAUUAGCUACUAGAGGAAUGAGAACUGUUGCUGAAGAAGAUGGAAUUGUUGAUAAAGUACCCGAUGAUCAAAAUAAAGAAGAUAUGGGUGCGAUGAUUCGAGAUGCCAUAUUCAAGUUUUUUAUUGAAAAUAUCCAUGAACGAGUCGAUGUUGUAAUUGAAUGGUUAAAUGAAGAAUGGUUUAGUGAACAAACCUUUCAGCAAAAUAGAAAACAGCAAAAGGAUAAUGCCAAUGGGACGAAGAUUUUGGCUUCACAAGUUUCAACACCAGUAUAUUAUAAAUGGGCAAACAAAGUUCUUGAUUCAAUGAUUAAUUAUUUGGAACCCAAUGAUAAACGAAUUUUCCUUCGAUUACUUAGUGAUUUACCAAUGUUGAAUGAAGAAAUGUUACAAAAGAUUAAAUCACUUUGUUUUGACCCCGGUAGAUCGAGUAUUGGAUUUUUAGCAUUACAAUUCUUGAGUAUGUAUCGUCCUCCUGUUAAAGCCAUUUGUGUCAAGAUAUUGCAAGAGUUGAGUGAAAGUGAUCAAGAAGACGUUAAAGAGGAAGCUAAGAGGAAAUUAAGUAGAUUAUAG